Molecule: messenger RNA, 2157 nt
Organism: Neltuma alba
Lineage: Eukaryota; Viridiplantae; Streptophyta; Magnoliopsida; Fabales; Fabaceae
Product: transcription termination factor MTERF4, chloroplastic
Exons: 3
Coding region: 327-1901 (524 amino acids)
Biological process (GO): cytoplasmic translation; developmental process; regulation of DNA-templated transcription
Cellular component (GO): cytosolic large ribosomal subunit; ribosome
Molecular function (GO): structural constituent of ribosome; rRNA binding; double-stranded DNA binding
Source: RefSeq, a predicted model, not a curated record
GAUUUGUUCACACCUGAUGUUCUAUCCGCUGCGUCUCUGUCGGGAGGAGCUUGAGAGGGCCGGAAACCCUCGAUUCUGGCGGUACCGUUAACGCUGGGCGGUAUAGAGUUCUCGCAAGGAAAAGGCGCGUAACACAAUUCACCUAUCUCAUCUUUCUGGCGCCAGCUUCUUUUACUAGGAGCCCGGCGAUUCAAUCCCAAUCCAGAGGGAUGAAUCUGCAUUGAUUUCACACCGACUUCAUUUUCUUCAAAUUUUGUGGAUUGUAUGCUAACUCCCAUCGCGCGCACCUACCUUCGCAAGAUUCAAUGACAUUUAUCUUGUAAAACAUGAAGACAAGAAGCUUUGCUGCUGGCAUAACUAAACCGAGUUCCCUACUGGCACAGACAAAAAUGCCCAUUUUAACGUUUUGUCAUUCUAAGUCGAUUCCUUCGUUAACUCUACAGCUACCUUGUAACUGCAUGAGAAGAAUGGGUUUGAUUACGCAACUUAAGUGUUCUGUUGCUAAUAGAACGUUGACUUCUAGCUCUGUAGCUUCACCCACAUCCAAACCAGACUCCCCCCGCUUGAACAGGAAGCAAGGGCGUUCAUCUUCAUUGUAUAGUCGUCCUAGUUUAUCAGACAUGAACAAAGAGAGGAUGGCAAACCGUGAAAAGGUUUAUGCAUUCUUGCGGGGGAUUGGUAUUGUUCCUGAUGAGCUUGAUGGCCUGGAACUUCCAGUGACAGUCGAAGUUAUGAGGGAACGAGUAGAUUUUCUUCACAAUUUAGGGCUUACAAUUGAAGACAUCAACAAUUAUCCGUUAGUUCUUGGCUGCAGUGUCAAAAAGAAUAUGAUUCCCGUCCUUGAUUACCUUGGUAAAUUGGGAGUCAGGAAAUCUACAUUCACGCAGUUCUUGCGGAGAUACCCACAAGUUCUUCAUGCUAGUGUUGUUGUUGACCUCGAGCCAGUGGUCAAGUAUCUUCAGGGGAUGGAUAUCAAGCCCAAUGAUAUUCCCCGGGUUCUUGAGACGUAUCCAGAAGUGCUAGGAUUUAAGCUUGAGGGAACCAUGAGCACAUCAGUUGCUUAUUUGGUUGGCAUUGGUGUUGGAAGAAGAGAAGUUGGAGGGGUUCUAACAAGAUACCCUGAGAUUUUGGGAAUGAGAGUUGGUAAAGUAAUCAAGCCUUUUGUGGAAUAUCUGGAAAGCUUGGGGAUUCCAAGAUUAGCAAUUGCAAGAAUAAUAGAGAAGCGACCUUAUAUUCUUGGCUUUGGAUUGGACGAGAAGGUGAAGCCAAACAUUGAAGCUCUUGAAGAGUUCGAUAUUAGAAGAGCAUAUCUACCCUCUGUCAUUGCGCAGUACCCUGAUAUAUUGGGAAUGGACUUGAAGCCAAAGCUUGAGAAUCAAAGUAAUUUACUUAAAUCUAUGCUUGAUUUGGAUUCUGAAGAUUUUGGUAGAGUUGUUGAGAAGAUGCCACAGGUAAUUAGCCUCAGUAGUGCGCCUAUGUUAAAGCAUGUUAAUUUUCUUAAGGAUUGUGGGUUUUCCUUGCAACAAAUGAAGACGAUGAUUGUUGGAUGCCCUCAACUUCUUGCCUUAAACAUUGACAUCAUGCAACUUAGCUUUGGUUACUUUCAAAAGGAGAUGGGGAGGCCUUUAGAAGACUUGGUUGCUUUCCCAGCCUUCUUUACGUAUGGUCUGGAGUCAACUGUGAAACCCAGGCAUAAGAUGGUUGCCAAGAAGGGAGUGAAGUGUUCCCUUGCAUGGAUGCUUAAUUGCUCGGAUGACAAGUUUGAGCAACGAAUGGAUUAUGACACUAUUGACAUGGAGGAAAUGGAAAUGGGACCAUCAUUUGACAUGAAUUCACUGAUGGAGCCAAGGAGCGACGAGUCAGCUUCUGAUUAUGAUGACAGUGAUGAUGAUGAUGGAUAGAGUAACCAGAUUUCUGCCCGACCUGGUAAGAUUUUUGUGCUUCCCAGGGAGGAUCUUUCUGUAAAGGGGAAUUUCUACCUCAGAAGCAAUUUGAUUGUUGAAUCGUAAUUCUUAUGCUUGUCAUCUACGCGGUGCGGUAUUCGAUCUGGUUCUUCAAUGCUUCUUGUUUCCUCUUCCUAUAUGUUCAUACCCUUUAUUAUAUACAGAGACGCUGUAUUUCUUGGUAUAAUUCUAAAUUCAAUUCAAGGAUACAAAA